AUGACGGCAUCCUGGCAAUCCCUGGCUACCCAGAAACGCGAAGCUAUACUCGCCGCCAUCCCAUCAGAAUGGCGCAUCCCACAUCCUCCAUCAGUAGAGGAACAAGUCGAUGUCACAGAAUACAUCAAGCAAUUCCUAUCCCAAGAAGAGCUUGAGGUUACCGAGAGCAGUGCAGACCAGAUCGCGGUGAAGACAACAACGGGGCAGUGGAGUGCGGAGAAGGUUACGAGGGCCUUUUGUCAUCGGGCAAGUUUGGCGCAUCAGCUGUUGCAUUGUUUGCAUGAGAUCUUCUUCGACGCUGCCAUCGAGGAUGCUAAAAGACUUGAUGCGCAUUAUGCUCAGCACAAAUCUCCGAUUGGACCCCUUCACGGCGUGCCUGUUUCUCUCAAAGACCAGUUCCAUGUUAAAGGUGUGGAGACGUCGAUGGGAUAUGUGGGCUGGAUCGGGACGUUUGAAGGAAAAAAGGGUACUGGGAAGGAAAAGGUGUUUGAAAGUGAGAUGGUGAGGGAGUUGAGAAAUGCGGGUGCGGUGCUGUACUGCAAGACGAGCGUACCGCACACACUGAUGACAGGCGAGACGGUAAACAACAUUAUUGGGUAUACUUUAAAUCCUAAGAACAGGCACUUGACCAGUGGAGGGAGCUCAGGGGGCGAGGGCGCGUUGAUUGGUAUCCGUGGUUCACCUCUCGGCUUUGGCACUGAUAUCGGAGGCUCAAUCCGAAUCCCAGCUGCGUUCAAUGGACUGUAUGGUCUGCGCCCCUCGACAGGUCGUCUCCCCUAUGAAGGCAUGGCAAACUCCAUGGAUGGACAAAACAGCAUCCUCUCCGUCGUAGGCCCACUCGCGAAAAGCGCCGCGUCUCUCCGUCUGGCCACUAAAGCCCUGCUAUUGCAAAAGCCAUGGCUUCAUGAUCCGCUGGUGCAUGAAGUGCCCUGGCGCGAGGACCAACACGAAGAGAUGCUCCGUCUCACAACAUCCGACGAAAAGCUCUGUUUUGGACUCAUCGCAACCGACGGGAUCGUCAAUCCCACGCCCCCAGUCCGCCGUGCAACCAAUCUUGUAGCCGAAGCUCUUCGUUCAGCUGGCCACACGGUGAUUCCCUGGAACAGUCCGUCUCACAAGCCCAUUCUCGACACUGGCUUCAAGUCCUGGGUCUUCGACGGCGGCAAAGACGUAUGCAGUGCCUUCGCUCUAUCUGGGGAGCCAAUGGCGGACCAAGUAUCGUUUUACUCUUCGGAUCUCAAGGAAGCUACGGGCAGCGAGAUUGCAGCGACAAAUGUCGAGCUAAGGCGAUUGAAGAAGGAAUAUAUGGACUUUUGGAACAGCACUGUUGACGCGACGGGCACGGGGAGACCUGUUGAUGCAGUCAUUUGUCCUCUUGCACCGUGGCCUGCUGCUAGAGAAGGAAAGUACAAGUACUAUGGGUAUUCGACGUGGGUUAAUGCGCUGGAUUACACGAGUGUAGUUGUACCUGUUACCAAUGUCGAUAAAAGUGUUGAUGUGAAGGAAGAGGGGUACACGCCGAUUGACGAAGCAGACAAGGGGGUACAAGACGAUUAUGAUCCGGAGAUUUAUGACGGAGCACAUGUCAGCGUACAGAUUGUGGGGAGGAAAUUGCAGGAGGAGAAGAUGUUGGCUGUAGCGGAAUAUGUUGGUGGGCUCAUAGGGAAGUGA
This is a messenger RNA of Dothidotthia symphoricarpi CBS 119687, 1671 nucleotides long. Its product is annotated as amidase. The coding region runs from base 1 to 1671 and encodes 556 amino acids. The transcript has 4 exons. The record is from RefSeq and is a predicted model, not a curated record. NCBI's taxonomy places the organism in Eukaryota, Fungi, Ascomycota, Dothideomycetes, Pleosporales, Dothidotthiaceae.